CCCGGAUACAGGGCGGAGAGCGGCUACUUCCAGCGGUGCAGUUAAAACGCCGAGGUGUGUCUCCAGGACAAAGAGACGGCUAUAGCAGCUUUCAACAGGCGUCCCAGAGUUGCAUUUAUCGACGAGAUUGUUUUCUUUGGAAAAGAUAAGAAACCAUCAUCAAGUGGACAAUGGCCUCCAGUGCACUGAGCUACAGGCCUGGCUCCAGGGGUCCAUGUUGUUGGGGACUCACAUUCCAGCUGAGGGUGGUAAUGUUGGGCUGGCUGUUGGCGGUCGUAUUAGCAGAGGAUUCAGACUACUACAAUCUACUGGGAGUGGGCAGAGAGGCUACAACCAGAGAGAUCAGACAAGCUUUUAAGAAACUGGCUCUGACUAUGCACCCUGAUAAAAACCCUAAUGAUGAGUCUGCCCAUGGGAAGUUCGUACAGAUUAACCGGGCAUAUGAGGUGCUGAAGGACGAGGAGCUGAGGAAGAAGUAUGAUAAGUAUGGCGAGAAGGGAUUGGAUGAGCAGCAGGGUGGGCGCUACGAGAGCUGGAAUUACUACAGAUAUGACUUCGGUAUCUAUGACGAUGAUUUGGAGAUCAUUACUCUGGACAGAGGAGACUUUGACACAGCAGUGAACUCUGGAGAAAUCUGGUUCAUCAACUUUUAUUUCCCACGAUGUUCUCACUGUCACCAGCUAGCCCCUAUGUGGAGGGAGUUUGCUAAGGAAAUGGAUGGAGUGAUCCGGAUUGGAGCCGUAAACUGUGGAGAUAACAGCCGCCUCUGCAGAAGUAAAGGAAUCACCAGUUAUCCAAGUCUGUAUAUCUAUAGGACUGAUCAGAAACCAGAGAAGUAUUUUGGGGACCGUUCCAAGGAGAGUCUUAUUCAAUUCUCCAUGCAGUUUGUCACAACCUCAGUGACUGAACUAUGGCAAGGCAACGUAUUUACUGAGAUAGAACAAGCCUUUUCAGGGGGACUGGGAUGGCUGAUCACAUUCUGCUUUGAGAUGGGAGAAUGCUUGGAGUCGAGAACCAGACGGAAGUUAGCUGGCAUGCUGGAUGGUCUAGUUAAAGUUGGGUGGAUGGACUGCACUUCCCAGAGAGAGCUCUGCCACAGUUUCCAGGUGAGCAGUGGUGCCACAGCUUUCUUUCCUCCAGGCAGUUCUUUGCAGCAGCAAGGCAGUGUACUGUGGUUGAAGACUCUGGAGAGCAGAGAGGUUUACACUGAAGUCAUCAAUCAUCUACCUGAUCUGGAACUACUUGCAAAAGACAGCUUACAGACUAAGAUAGCCCAUCACCGUUGGUUGGUCAGUUUUACUUUUGGACACAAAACCACGGCCUCCAAUGAAUACAAGAAACUUAAAGCUCUCCUCAGAAAUGACCACAUCCAGGUUGGAAAGGUGGACUGUAUAGCAGACUCCGAGCUAUGUCGCUCCCUGUACAUCCAGAACCCCUGUUUGGCUGUCUUCAAAGGCAUGGGUAUCCAUGACUUUGAGAUCCACCAUGGUAAAGACAUGCUAUAUAACAUCGUGAGUUUUGCCAGAGAAAGCGUCAGUGCCCAUGUGACCACUCUCAGGCCUGACAACUUCCCCUCAGACAGGAAGGAACCCUGGCUGGUCGACUUCUUUGCUCCGUGGUGUCCUCCAUGCCGUGCGUUACUCCCCGAGCUGAGGAAAGCUUCCAUCCAACUGGCCGGCCAGAUGAAGUUCGGAACUCUAGACUGUACCAUUCACCAUGACCUUUGCACUAAGUAUAAUAUUAAGGCUUUUCCUACAACCAAAGUAUUCAAUCGUUCAUCUGUCCAUGAAUAUGAAGGACACCACUCAGCUGACGGCAUCCUGGAGUUUAUACAGGACCUUGUUAAUCCAUCGGUAUUUGUUUUAGACCCUCACACCUUCCAAGAGAAAGUUAAAGGUAGAGCUACAGGGCAGAUCUGGAUGGUGGAUUUCUACGCUCCCUGGUGUGGCCCCUGUCAGGCCCUGCUGCCAGAGUGGAGACGUAUGGCCAGGCUGGUCUCGGGUUUGGUCCUUGUUGGGUCAGUGGAUUGUCAGAGGCACCAUUCUUUCUGUCAGAGCCAGGGGGUGAGAGCGUACCCUGAAAUCCGUCUGUACCCCCACUUUACCCAGCGACCAGACAGCUACAUGAGCUAUAAUGGUUGGCAUAGAGACGCCCAGUCACUGAGGGUGUGGGCAUUAAGCUCUCUCCCCAGGGCAUCAGUGGACCUAACCCCAGACUCCUUCAGAUCACUGGUUUUGUCCAGUCAGGAGCACUGGGUCAUUGACUUCUAUGCUCCCUGGUGUGGACCCUGUCAACACUUUGCUCCUGAGUUUGAAGUCUUGGCAAGGAUGGUGAAAGGGGAGGUUCAGGCAGGGAAGUUGGACUGUCAGGCGUACUACCAGACCUGUCAAUCCGCUGGAGUUACUGCCUACCCUACCGUCCAAUUCUACUCUCACCUUGGCACAAGAAGGCAUAGUCAAGGUGGGGAGCACAUUAACAGCAGGGAUGCUAACGUGAUCGCUGCCAUCAUCAGACAAAGGCUGGAACAGCUGUCACCAAGACCACAUAACAAAGCCAAGGAUGAGCUCUGAGGUUUCGCGUGGAGCCAAGUGAAGGAUUAGCAAUCAGAUUUGGCUGGAAGGGACAGGAAGGGAUCUGACUGGUCACUCCUAACGUCAAUGACCAUUUUAACUGUGGAAUGAAAAGGACACCUAAAGGAACCACAGGACAAAAGGACACCUGAAAACAUGACAAAGAGAAAAGCACUUGAUGACAGAAGUCAACAGCAUGAAAGGAAAAGUUGAUGAAAAAGGCAGAAUCAACUGUUUCUGCGAGGGUCCACUUGAUAAACAUAGAUGGAGAUUGAAGGAUUGACAAUGACGAGACUCAAAUAAUGGAUAUCUAAUUCCCUCCAGACUCCUCCCCCUCCGAUGACAUCUGCUCCAGCAAGCUAAAUACUGUUGACUGCAUGGUCAUACUGUUGACUAGGAUUCACUGCUGUGUUCCUCCUACAUUUACUGAACAUGCACACACACACACACACACACACACACACACACACACACACACACACACACACACACACACACACACACACAUAUAUAUAUAGUGUUGUUGUUUUGUUUUUCUUUUCUUUUCGGAAACUGUCAGUGGUGAUAAAAGUGCUCAACAAGUGAGGAGCAGAAUAUGAAGAUAGAUGUAGGGAAAACUUUAAUACAUAGCAGUACAGGCUUGUUUCGUGCAUCGCGCACUCAUCAGCUGCCAAUGUGAUUCAACAAAGAAAAACACACACUCAAUAAAUAUUACGUUGCCCCGUGUCACGCCCCUAAUUUCGGUGGACAGCAGCCAAUGAGAGGAUAGAAAACAUUUGAACUAUUGCAAGUAGUGGAGUAGGUAGUUACGAUGCACAGCAACCAGUGGCGGGGUAGAAAACAGUACAACCAAUGGGGUAAGGGGUGGGGGCUUGUUUUGAAAAGGCAUUUAAAAGGCCUGGGCAAUGUUGAAAUAGCCUCCAUUUAAAAUACAACAAGGUAACGUCAAAUACGUAAAUUACCCCGUUUGACAUUGCCUUGUUAUAUUCUAAACGUAGGCUAUUUCAGCGGUUUCUCACAUGUUAAAUGCAGACGCGUUGUUAUCCCGGCAGAGUGCAGCUGUUGUGAAGAAGGUCAUCAGAUAAGACAUCAGCAGCGUGGGUCUCUGAAAGACCCUGUGCAGUCAGUGAGUGUAGUGUUUUAUCUGUCAACAGUAGAAGAUUUGUGCAUUUUAGUGAAUGGGAGAGAAACGUCACUUAUGGAGCACCACUUGUUUUGCAGGAUGAUCUUUCAUGGGGUCACUACAAAGGUCAGUCAGUUGGUACUGUGGGCUCACAGAAUUGACUCAUUAAAAUUCUGAUGGCAUAUUGGCUAAGAAAAAAAAGAAAGACUGAAACCAAAGUGUCUGUGGAGUGUGGAUUGUUUGUGUUGUAGGCAUUCAGCUUCUGGUCUGAACUGGAUGUCACAUUCUCAAUAGACAAAUGACGUACUCUGUGUGAUGUCAUGUUUAUCUGAAAAACUAUAGCAGCCAUAUUUACAGCAAUACACUCCGUUGUUGUACCUGAAACUGUUUGGGCGCAGAAUGAUCUUCAUGUCUGUCCACUGAAAAGCUUUUGAAUGUGUCUGAUGAUGUUUUGUAAGAAUCUAGCAUUGACCCACAUUUGUAUGACCCAGAAUACAGCGCUGAAGAAACCCAACAAAGCGAGGAGGAGGCUGCCAAAGAAGCAGCGGUACAGACGGCUACAGUGAGCUGCCAAGAGUCUUCAGUGACUGCUGGUGUUCAUGUGCAGCCUGUCCUUGCAUGCCAUCACACUGAACCCCUGGGAUCCAUCCCACGUUGAACCCCUAGGGUCCAUCCCACGCUGAACCCCUGGGAUCUAUGAAUGUUGAAUAAAUAAAUCAUCACAAUGAAUAGCAGUGAGCCAUGGUCUAACACUGUUUAGAUUAUUCAACUUGUAUGCCACAUAGUGUUUUGAGAGAGAGAGAGAGAGAGAGUGUGU
Messenger RNA from Lampris incognitus (smalleye Pacific opah), 4510 nucleotides. It is a transcript of the gene dnajc10, whose product is annotated as DnaJ (Hsp40) homolog, subfamily C, member 10. NCBI's taxonomy places the organism in Eukaryota, Metazoa, Chordata, Actinopteri, Lampriformes, Lampridae. The transcript is spliced from 25 exons. The record is from RefSeq and is a predicted model, not a curated record. The coding region runs from base 171 to 2570 and encodes 799 amino acids.